Molecule: messenger RNA, 1787 nt
Organism: Myotis davidii
Lineage: Eukaryota; Metazoa; Chordata; Mammalia; Chiroptera; Vespertilionidae
Gene: XKR8
Product: X-linked Kx blood group related 8
Exons: 3
Biological process (GO): phosphatidylserine exposure on apoptotic cell surface; engulfment of apoptotic cell; apoptotic process involved in development
Cellular component (GO): plasma membrane
Source: RefSeq, a predicted model, not a curated record
CUUCUCCUCCGGGACCUGAUCCUGGGCGUGUUGGGCAUCUCUGCCUUCCUCUUCCACUUGGGCUCCGCCCUGUGGGCGGUGAGCCAGUAUGUGCUCAGCGGCCGCUACCUGUGGGCCGCGCUGGUGUUGUCGCUGCUGGGUGUCGCCUCGGUCGCACUUCAGGUCUUCAGCUGGGUCUGGCUGCGCGCCGACCCCGCCGACCUGCACUCGUCUCAGCUCUCCGCGCGCUGCCUGGCGCUGCUCCACCUCCUGCAGCUGGGCUACCUGUACAGGUGCAUGCAAGGGCUGCAGCAGGGGCUGUUGGUGUGGCAGCAGGAGACUCCCUCCCCGUUCGACUUGGCCUACGCCGACUUCCUCUCCCUGGACAUCAGCAUGUUGCGGCUGUUUGAGACCUUCCUGGAGAAGACGCCGCAGCUCACGCUGGUGCUGGCCAUCGUGCUGCAGAGCGGCCAGGCCGAGUACUACCAGUGGCUUGGCAUCUGCACGUCCUUCAUGGGUAUCUCAUGGGCACUGCUUGACUACCACCGGGCCUUGCGCACCUGCCUCCCCUCCAAGCCUGUCCUGGGGCUGGGCUCUUCUGUGAUCUACUUCCUGUGGAACCUGCUGCUGCUGUGGCCCCGAGUCCUGGCUGUGGCCCUGUUCUCAGCUCUCUUCCCCCGCUACGUGGCUCUGCACUUCGUGGGCCUGUGGCUGGUGCUGCUGUUCUGGGUCUGGUGUCAAGACACCAAUUUCAUGCCAGACCCCCGCUCCGAGUGGCUCUACCGGGCAACGGUGGCCACCAUCCUUUACUUCUCCUGGUUCAAUGUGUCUGAGGGUCACACUCGAGGCCGUGCCACCAUCCACCUGGUGUUCCUCCUGAGUGACAGCGUUCUCAUGGUGGUCACCUGGGUGACGCAAAGUGCAUGGCUGCCCAGUGGGAUCCUGCUGCAGAUGUUGCUGCCCGUGGGCGGCACCAGCUUCCUUCUGGGUCUGGUUCUGCGGCUUGUCUACUACCGCUGGCUGCACCCCAGCUACCCCUGGGAGCCUGACCAGGUGGACGGGACAACCGCCUUCCGCUCCCUCGAGUACUAUCAGCUGCCUCAGAACAGGCGCAUGGACCAUUUGGCUCAGAAUUUUUUCUCCAAGGCUAGGGAUGAGGCUGCUUUGCCAUGGCCGGGGGAGGUCAAUGGCGUCCUUUGAGGCAGGGUCGGACCCAGCCAGGGGACAGAAGGACACAUGCAAUCAAUCGUUAGAACGCAGGAGAAGAUAAGCUAAUUGUGCUGCUAUGAGCCUUGACUCACUCACCAAGCACUUGCUGCCUGAUCUUGCCAGGCACUGGAGACUAGAGUUGAAUAAGACAGAGGCCUGCCUUCAAAGAUCAGAAGAAGAUGAGGAGGACCGCACCCUAGAGGGUCAAGAGCCUCAAUUGUACACAAAACACUUGGAGAGGACAGAAGAGACCCCCUUUUCUUUUCCUUCCAACCAGUAUAUCUGGAGCCCAAAGCACCCCAGUGUUGGUGUUUUCACCCAAAUAAUUGGUGGAGGUGCUCUCCCAGCCCUUGGGUCCCCUAUCCUGGAAGCCAUGGAUGCCCCAAUUGGCUGACCUCCAUCAACCCAUCCAAGGCCUUAGUGCAGCUGGCCCGGCCUCUGCCCCUGCUCUCAAGGGGCUGCCUUUUAACCAGGUGCCUUGUUAACCUGUGGUCUGGGCCAUAGCUCAGCCCAUAGAGUAUAUGUUUUAUACGUUAGACCAGUGGUUCUCAACCUUUCCCUUUAAAUACAGUUCCUCAUGUUGUGACCCAACCAUAAAA